AUGCCUUCUUACAACACUAAAGCCAUCCUCACCUGGUCUCUUUCUUUUGCGCCUUUUGCUCUUAGCGCUGCGCUUCCCGUCAAGCGAGCUAUCUCCUCUGUCGUCUCUGGUACUCCGAUCGGUUUUGCGGCGGGUGCCACUGGUGGAGGUGAUGCAACCCCUGUCUAUCCCACCAACAUCGACGACUUGAAGAAGUACCUUACCUCCUCGGAUCCACAGGUCAUUGUCAUUGAUGGCGAGUACAACUUUGCCGGCUCUGAGGGCAGUCAGACCGAGGCAGCCUGUAACGAUUACUCCUGCACGCCCGACGACGGCGGUCAAGCGCUCUUGAACACUCUCAAUGCCUGCGCCAGCUCAACUUACAACGUCGAACUCGACAAGGCGGCGACCGAGGGCAUCCAGGUACAGUCUGACAAAACGCUCGUCGGCAAGAACGGCGCGACUCUAAAUGGCAAGGGUCUCCGCAUGGUCGGCGUCUCCAACAUCAUAGUCCAAAAUCUCAAAAUCACCAACCUCAACCCCAAAUACGUCUGGGGCGGCGACGCCUUCACCCUCUCCGACACCUCAGACAUCUGGAUCGACCACGUUGAAACCUCCUUGACGGGCCGCCAGCAUUACUCCUUCGGGGUCGAUCCAAACCACUACGUCACCAUCUCUAACUCUUUCGUCAACGGCGAGACAACCCAGUCCGCUACUUGUGACGGCCACACAUACUGGGGCGAGGAAAUGGUCGGCACAGACGAUAGCAUUACAUGGUACGCAAACCACGUAUACAUGACUUCCGGUCGCAGCCCAGCCCUCAGCGGCAGCACCCUACUGCACGCCGUCAACAACGUCUUUGAGGACAAUACCGGGCAUCUAAUCGAGGGCGGGGGCACCGGUGCGCGCGGUAUCUUCGAGGGAAAUGUGUUCAAGAGCAUCACGACGACACUCGACAGCGGAUACGCGGGGAAGUUAUUCGGCGCGACGUCCGCGAAUGCAGCGGAGUGCAGCGCUGCGUUGGGCCGGAGCUGCGAGGCGAAUACGUUUAGCAGUGCGCCGGCGCUUGAUAGGGCGGAUAUAGACUUCUUUGGAGAUUAUAAGGGGUUUACUAUUGUGAAGGCUGCGUCUGCGGAUAGUAUCGCGAGUUCGGUGCCCAAGAGCGCUGGUGCGACCUUGUAA
Molecule: messenger RNA, 1161 nt
Organism: Didymosphaeria variabile
Lineage: Eukaryota; Fungi; Ascomycota; Dothideomycetes; Pleosporales; Didymosphaeriaceae
Exons: 2
Coding region: 1-1161 (386 amino acids)
Molecular function (GO): pectate lyase activity
Source: RefSeq, a predicted model, not a curated record